This is a messenger RNA of Ictalurus punctatus (channel catfish), 2411 nucleotides long. Its product is annotated as drebrin-like protein B. Gene Ontology annotation, cellular component: cortical actin cytoskeleton; actin filament; postsynaptic membrane. Gene Ontology annotation, molecular function: actin filament binding. The record is from RefSeq and is a predicted model, not a curated record. NCBI's taxonomy places the organism in Eukaryota, Metazoa, Chordata, Actinopteri, Siluriformes, Ictaluridae. Gene Ontology annotation, biological process: postsynaptic actin cytoskeleton organization; neuron projection morphogenesis; positive regulation of axon extension. The transcript has 21 exons. Bases 112 to 2040 code for a protein of 642 amino acids.
GUGUGUGUGUGUGUGUGUGUGUGUGUGUGUGUUCAUUAGAGUUAGAGACAGCGAUGUUAAUGGUGUACAUGUUGGUGUUUUAUGUGUUUUUAGAUUAAGACUUUAUCAGUGAUGGCAGUAAAUCUGAGUAAACACGGUGCAGCACUCUCUGAUGCUUAUAAUGAAGUGGUGAAUGGGAGAACUGACACUGACUGGGUUUUAUUUACAUAUGAAGGAAACAGCUAUGACAUCCAAGUAGCAGCAAAAGGAGGUGGAGGUUUAGAUCAGAUGGUGCAGGAGCUCAAUGCGGGUAAAGUGAUGUACGCAUUCUGCAGAGUGACUGAUCCAAAUUCCGGGGUGCCAAAAUUUAUACUCAUUAACUGGACUGGUGAAGGAGUGGCAGGUGUGAGGAGAGGUGUGUGCGCUAAUCACUUCAACUCCAUGGCCCAUUUUUUAAGGGGAGCUCAUGUGAUGAUUAAUGCACAUUCAGAAGAUGAUGUUGAGCCUGAACUCAUUAUGAAUAAAGUCUCUCAGGCUGUAGGAGUGACUUACAGCUUACACACUGAAUCAAAUGAAUUUAACAGCACUUCAGCCUCACGUCCUGUGGGUUCAACGUAUCGCAAAACCAACGCAUUAGAGGAAAUUAAAGGAACUAACAGGGACAACUUCUGGGCGCAAUUGGAGAAAGAGGAACAAACUCGCCGUCAGCAGGAGCGAAAAAAAGCAGAGGAGGAACGACAGAGAGUGGAGAAAGAGAGAAAAGAACAGGAGGAGAGAGAGACAGCAGAGAGAGAGCGACAGCUGAGAGAGAGAGCUAAACAGAUCAAUCAGCAGAGACUGUUUGAGAAGAGACAGGAAACCGAGCAUCAAAAUCAGCAGCGACGGGAACCGGUGGAGCAAGAACUUCGGUCUGCUGAGUGGAAAGGAAUAAGAAGCUCCAGAUCUGUUCAGGAAGCCAAUGGUUCAAAGUAUUAUAAAACCAGUGCUUUAGAGGAAAUUAAUGGAACCGACAGGGAAAAUUUCUGGGCUCAAGUGGAGAAAGAGGAACAAACUCGCCGUCAGCAGGAGCAAAAGAAAGCAGAGGAGGAAAGACAGAAAGUGGAGAAAGAGAGAAUAGAACAGGAGGAGAGAGACACAGCUGAGAGAGAGCGACAGCUGAGAGAGAGAGCCAAACAGAUCGAUCAGCAGAGACUGUUUGAGAAGAGACAGGAAACCGAGCAUCAAAAUCAGCAGCGACGGGAACCGGUGGAGCAAGAACUUCGGUCUGCUGAGUGGAAAGGAAUAAGAAGCUCCAGAUCUGUUCAGGAAGCCAAUGGUUCAAAGUAUUAUAAAACCAGUGCUUUAGAGGAAAUUAAUGGAACCGACAGGGAAAAUUUCUGGGCUCAAUUGGAGAAAGAGGAACAAACUCACCGUCAGCAGGAGCGAAAAAAAGCAGAGGAGGAACGACAGAGAGUGGAGAAAGAGAGAAAAGAACAGGAGGAGAGAGAGACAGCAGAGAGAGAGCGACAGCUGAGAGAGAGAGCCAAACAGAUCAAUCAGCAGAGGCUGCAGGAGAAGAAGCAGGAAGCUAAAAAUAUAAAUCAACAGAAAUCGGUGGAGCAAGAACUUCAGGCUGCUCAGUGGAAAGGAAUAAGAAGCUCCAGAUCUGUUCAGGAAGCCAAUGAUGCAGCGGCCAUCAUCUCUCAGCGUGCCGUCAAUCCCAGAGACAUCUUCAGUCAAAAAGAAACAAAUUUCCUCACUAACAGAGCCUCUGAAACACAACCAGCUUGUAAUGGAGAGGGAACGCUGGAGGAAAACAUCUAUGACGUUCCAUCACAUCACAGAGUCUACGAUGAGGUGAAAGAUGACAGAAUGUCAACAGUGAAACAGUCGGCUGGUCUGCAGCAGAGUCUCUACGCUAAAGCUCUGUAUGAUUAUCAGGCGGCUGAUGAGACUGAGAUCACCUUUGACCCCGGUGACAUCAUCACUGUUGUAGAGAUGACUGAUGAAGGCUGGUGGCACGGUUACGGGCCUGGUGGGCAUUAUGGGAUGUUUCCCUCUAAUUACGUGGAGCUCAUAUAAAUUGCACUUUAAUGUUUAAUCUGUUACUGAAAUAUUCCUGAAGGUUUGGUGGUUUUGUGUCUGUUAAACUUGAGCAGUUUGAGAAUUUAUUGAGAUUUACAGCAGUAAAUAUGCUACACACAUGUAAUUAAUAUGUUUAUCAGAUUACUGUUCAGUUGGGUUCCUUUAAAAAACUGUAUUUCUGAAAACACAAACAUUUAACUGCUAAAAUACUGUGUUUGAAUUCAUUAAUUUAGGAAACACACACACACACAUUAAAACAAUAAAGUAAAUUUUACAUGGAGUUUAACUGGAAGCAAUACUUUAUUUCUUAUCUAGAUUACAAGUGUUGUUUAAAUACUGAGGAGAAUAAAUGUUUUUCACUUUUUCCA